UUUCGGGUCGCGACUGUCAUUCUUCGAACACGCUUCUCAGAUUGAGAACGCAGCGGUCCCGCACUCUCUCCAAAACAACUUCCGAGGAAGGAUCGGACGAUGUCGACUCACUUUGCAAACAGCGUUCCUGUAUUUUGAUCCCAACUCCCGUUGAAACCAACCGUCGCAAGACAAGAGAACAUUUUGACUAGGCUCAUUCGUGCCAGGAUCGAAUUCAUUAGCUAAUCAGCAAUGCUAACAUAAUUGGUAACAAUGUAUUGCUUGGAAUUCGCAAGCUUUUAGACGGCAGCGACAAUCGGAUUUAAGCAAAGUGGUGUUUCGUGGGCUAUUUUUAUAGCUAGUUCAGGAGACUGAAUAACGGGUCACCCGGAUCUUACCCGUGGGGCAACAGCAGGGGAGAACAGUGUGUGUGAACCCGGGUUAUCUCCACCAUGGUGUACCCACGCAGCGAGGAGGCCCUGGAGCGCCUGACCCAGGAUGAGAUAGUGCUCAACACCAAGGCUGUGAUGCAGGGCCUGGAGACCCUCCGCGGGGAGCAUGCCCAGCUCCUCACCUCCCUGCUGGACUGCACACAGCCACCUGCUGCCCAGGAGAAGUCAGGCCUGCUGCGUAAGAGCCUUGAGGCCAUCGAACUGGGCCUGGGAGAGGCACAGGUGAUCAUUGCCCUGUCGGGCCACCUGAGUGCGGUUGAGUCUGAGAAGCAGAAGCUAAGAGCCCAGGUCAGACGACUCUGUCAGGAGAACCAGUGGUUACGAGACGAACUGGCAGGAACACAGAGCAAGCUGCAGUGUAGUGAGCAGAGUGUUGCCCAGCUGGAGGAGGAGAAGAAACACCUGGAGUUCAUGAACAAGAUCAAGAAGUUUGACGACGACGUGUCUCCGUCUGAGGAGAAGGCUGCAGGCGAGACGUCCAAAGACAGCCUCGACGACCUGUUUCCCAACGAUGACGACCAGGGACAAGCCCAGCCCAGCGGAGAGGCGGCGGCCCAGCAGGGUGGCUACGAGAUCCCGGCCCGCCUGAGGACCCUCCACAACCUGGUGAUCCAGUACGCCUCCCAGGGGAGGUACGAGGUGGCCGUGCCCCUCUGCAAACAGGCCCUGGAGGACCUGGAGAAGACCUCCGGACACGACCACCCCGACGUGGCCACCAUGCUCAACAUCCUGGCCCUCGUCUACAGGGACCAGAACAAGUACAAAGAGGCAGCCCACCUGCUGAACGAUGCCCUGGCCAUCAGAGAGAAGACUCUGGGGAAGGACCACCCUGCGGUGGCUGCCACUCUCAACAACCUGGCCGUGCUCUACGGGAAGAGGGGCAAGUACAAGGAGGCUGAGCCCCUCUGUAAGAGAGCCCUGGAGAUCAGAGAGAAGGUCCUGGGGAAGUACCACCCUGACGUGGCCAAGCAGCUGAACAACCUGGCCCUGCUGUGUCAGAACCAGGGAAAGUACGAGGAGGUGGAGUAUUACUACAGACGAGCCCUGGAGAUCUACCAGUCCAAACUAGGAGCUGAUGACCCCAACGUAGCCAAGACGAAGAACAACCUGGCUACAUGCUACCUCAAACAGGGGAAGUUCAAGGAUGCUGAGUCUCUGUACAAAGAGAUCCUGACCCGAGCCCACGAGAAGGACUUUGGCUCAGUCAACAAUGACAACAAACCUAUCUGGAUGCAUGCGGAGGAGAGAGAGGAGAGCAAGGCGAAGAGGAAGGAUGCUGUGCCCUAUGGAGAAUAUGGGAGCUGGUACAAGGCCUGCAAAGUUGACAGCCCAACGGUCAAUACCACCCUGAAGAGCUUGGGGGCGCUGUACCGCAGACAGGGUAAACUAGAGGCAGCUGAGACACUGGAGGAGUGUGCUACCAAGACACGCAAGCAGGGUAUAGAUGCCAUUAACCAGAGUAAGGUGGUGGAGCUCCUGAAGGAUGGGGCCCCUGGAGGGGGGGAGCGACGUCAGAACCGGGAGGGUUUUAGUGGUCCCCAGCGGGGGGACUGUGAGAGAGAUGAUGGAGCAGAGUGGAAUGGGGAGGGUAAUGGUUCAUUGCGUCGGAGCGGCUCCUUCGGGAAGAUCCGCGACGCCCUGCGCAGGAGCAGUGAGAUGCUGGUGAAGAAACUACAGGGCAGUGGCCCCCAGGAGCCCUGCAACCCAGGGAUGACGAGAGCGAGCUCUCUCAACUUCCUCAACAAGAGUGCAGAAGACCCCUCACAGGAUGCCAACACGGGCCUUUCGGAAUGCAGAGGACUGAGCGCCAGCAACGUGGACUUGUCAAGACGCAGCUCCCUGAUUGGUUAAACAGACAGGAGGCGGGACCAGGAGGAGGAAGGGCCAAUGAGAAGAAACUGUUGGCCGUCCGAUGUGAUCAAAACACACUUCAGGUCCAACACUCGCAUUCAAGACAUUUUCUGAAGAAAAAUUAUCGAGAAAAACACGACUUGACAUGGCUUUUUUGUGACAAAUCUCUGUGUCGACCUGCUUCACUGUAUACUUCGCUGGCAUCAAACAGUACAGAAAAAUAAUAUUUAACACGGCAUGCUGCAUACUAGAACAUGGAAUGUUUGCACUAAUUAUGGUGACUGAGGCAUAGCAUCAUAACAGAAUAGCGAGUCAUUAUUAUUGCAACAUGACAGAUGUCUAUCCUAACUGCCUGGUACUUCUGGUGCGGACACUCGACCUUAGAAAUCAGAAUAGAACUAGUUUACCUGUCUUCGAGAAGCAUCACACUCAUUGAUUACUAGUGGCAUGAAUACUGCAAACGCUAACAACCUGUUCAAUAGAUAUCACAGUGCUAGAGCGAUAUAAAUCAUAUAUGUUUUUAAGACGAGUUGCAAGAGGUAUGAACUACAGCUGUUAGAAGAUCCAGCAAGGGCAAAGACUGUACACAAUAUUUUUGGGAUGAUGAAAAUAAUCGGAGUAUGUCUGUAUUUACACAUCAAAUGGGAGAAAAACAGCACUGACCAGUUCAAGCUCACUAUUUUGCCUUCUGAAUUUUUGUUAUGUAUAUACUGGUUUAAGUUAUUUCAUAUUUCUUUCUUUGUAUAUAGCACAGACAGUUUUUGUUUACACUUGUUAGAGCAUAGGAGGACCUUUGUUGGGGAGACAGAUGCUGGAAGAAUGUCAGACAAGUGAAGAGAAACCGGGAGUAAAUAAACUCAACGGACAGUUUGUUAGAUUACCCCUCUAGUCGGACCCACCCCCUUUGCCUCCAGAACAGCCUGAAUUAUUCGGGGCAUUCCACAAGGUGUCGGAAACGUUCCACAGGGAUGUUGGUCUGUGCUGACGCGAUGGCAUCACGCAGUUGCUGCAGAUUGGAUGGCGGUACAUUCAUGCUGUGAACGGCCCAUUCCAUCUCGUCCCAAAGAUGCUCUAUUGUAGAGGUAGGCAACCCUGUUCCUGGAGUGCUGCAGGGUUUUUAUCCAACUAGGCACCACAUCUGACCAACUGAGCUAAUUGAUCAGUUCAGCAAUUGCCCAAAUUCAACAGACCUGGACUCCCAGGUCAGUUAACUCAAAAACAUGCCCAUCCGUGACAAUGAUUAACAGGUUGUGCGUUCCCAAGAUGCCGUUCUGCGCACCAGUGUUGUACAGCGUUGUUAUUUGUCUCUUUGUGGCCCGCCUGUUAGCUUGCACGAUUCUUGCCGUUCUCCUGUCUCGUCAACGAGCUGUUUUCGCCCACAGGACUGCCGCUGACUGACGAUCAUUCCACGCUCAGUGGCUUAGGUCACUCGUUUUGCCCAUUCUAACUUUCAUUCGAACAGUAACUGAAUGUCUCGAUGCCUGUCUGCCUGCUUUUUAUAGCAUGCCACGGCCACGUGACUCACUGUCUGUAGGAGCGAUUCAUUUUCGUGAACACGGUGGUGUACCAAAUAAACUGUCCGGUGAGUGUCGAACAGUGAAAAGACAAACGGGGGAAUAUAGAUUAAAGAGGAGAUCAAACAGGGGGGAAUAUAACUUCUAGUCAAAUGUAUUACUUAGUCUCAUUUGACAUCAAGUGAAAAUUUGACUUAUGCCAAAGGUAGGAUUUCCCCCGAAAUCUAUAGCCUGAUCUGUCCAGAUUUGUUUGCGUUCUAGCCAACUACGCUAUCGUUUGUUGCCUUGCCAGACAAUUCUGAACUUGAUAACUAAGGCUGUUUACAUAGGCAGCCCGAUUCUGAUAUUUUUCCCACUAAUUGGUCUUUUGACCAAUCACAUCAGCUCUUUUCACAUCAGCUUUUUUUCAGAGCUGAUCUGAUUGGUCAAAAGAACAAUUAGUGAAAAAAGUGAAAAAAGUGAAAAAAACAUAUAGAGCUGCCUGUGAACACAGCUCAAUUGGCGGAAGCACAAACAGGUGGCGGAAGCACAAACCGAUUUGAGACCAGGUUCAUAUUCAUUGGGCACUAAACUGAAGAAAAUGGACUGAAACAUAAGACAACCUGGACUUUUCCAAUAAGAAAUGCUCGUUUUCUGUUGCUCAAAAGUUUUGCUACGAUGUGCGCUAAUGAAUAUGAGGCUAACUUAGUUCUGCUCAGUCCUGGGGGGGAAAUACUGGAAAUGCUGACAUUGGACAAACAGUGCAUCUCAGUCAGUGUAGCCCUUAGGCACGGCCCGGUACAAUCUCCAGACACACUAUAAAUGGAAUGCAUGGACACAGCCACCACAGCACAUUACUCCAAUCAAAUUAGAUGUCCACGUAGUUGUACUGCUCUCUGGUUAGUUUAGCGAGGUACCGUAUCUGUUUCUUUAAGAGGUUAGCGUCGGGCGAACAGUAUGUAACUAUCAAUGCUUCUAGUUCUUGUAACUUCUCUCUCUUUCCUUGGUUGGCGUUUAUACUGAAUACGUGAGCAUGAUCUGUCCAUCUCUUUUUAUAUAAAACAAUGAUUCCUUAUCACUACUGUUGAUUGGAAUGAUUUCAGAUCGGUUCACAGAAAAUGGCUCUAGGAUGAUCUAACCAAUGACAGUCCUCUCACCAAACGUUGUCAUCGUUAGGUCUAUUUUUGUCUGUGAUUGGCUCCAACCUCAGGUGAAGAUGUGCAGGUUAUUGUUGUUGAACACUGAAUGGUUGAUUUAAAUGUUGGGUUUUACUUUUAUCAUAGGAGAUGGGAGGGAGGAGCAGGAAGGGGGGGGUUGAGAGAGCACUGUGUUGUGUUGGCUCUUUAAUUGUUUUGUUUGUAAGACUGAUACCAAGAGACUUGGCCACAAUGUAUGUUACUGUACGUCUUUGAGAAUGAGGGUGGUCUUAACGAUUAGCAUCUUCUGAAUGUGUUGCUAGUGCUUUGUCAUGGGUGGAAUAGGGAUGGGGACGGGAUAUAUAUUUUUACUUGGUGGGGAGAAAUGACGGAACAAAGGCUAAAGUGUGACAAAUACAGACUAGCAGAGCUGAGGAGAAAAAGAAGACUGGCGACAGGAAAAAGAGAUGUGAAUCUCUGUUCGGCAACAAGUGAGAAUUGGUGACUGAAAAGAAAUGGCACGUUGGAGAGAAGUAUUGGGGGGAAAGUGCUUUGCAUCAUUGCAGCAAAUAAUGUACAGAAUUGCCCAUGUAUGACCUCUGUCACACGCACUCAAACUUACUCUCAACGUGUACAUGCGCAUUAUCUCAAACACACACACACAUACAUCCCCAUGCUGUCUAAAUAUGUAGAAGUUAGUGGACUGUAGUCUGUAGAUCUCUAAAGAGGCUGCAUUUAUACACCGAGGAAUGUUUAAAAGGAAAACACACAUACCUAAAUGCAGUAUAUUUCUCUUCCAAAUAUAUAUAUACAUACCACAUGUAGAAGUAAACACCCCUCGCCGAGUCAGUGUGUUACUAUGGGAUCUAUAGAAUGUAGCCGGGGGGGGUUGUUAUGUGAUGCACUCUACUUCAGUAUAGCGGAUCUCAUUGUUAAGGGGCCCACAACCUUGUAUAUUUUAUUAAAGGUUCAAUAAAGAAAACCUCCAC
Messenger RNA from Salvelinus namaycush (lake trout), 5900 nucleotides. Its product is annotated as kinesin light chain 2-like. The transcript has 15 exons. Gene Ontology annotation, molecular function: kinesin binding. Gene Ontology annotation, cellular component: kinesin complex; cytoplasm; membrane-bounded organelle. Bases 432 to 2282 code for a protein of 616 amino acids. NCBI's taxonomy places the organism in Eukaryota, Metazoa, Chordata, Actinopteri, Salmoniformes, Salmonidae. Gene Ontology annotation, biological process: microtubule-based movement. The record is from RefSeq and is a predicted model, not a curated record.